This is a messenger RNA of Zophobas morio, 1735 nucleotides long. Its product is annotated as fasciclin-1-like. Lineage: Eukaryota; Metazoa; Arthropoda; Insecta; Coleoptera; Tenebrionidae. Bases 26 to 1489 code for a protein of 487 amino acids. Gene Ontology annotation, cellular component: extracellular matrix. Gene Ontology annotation, molecular function: cell adhesion molecule binding. The transcript is spliced from 2 exons. The record is from RefSeq and is a predicted model, not a curated record. Gene Ontology annotation, biological process: cell adhesion; extracellular matrix organization.
UCGUCAUUCCAAACAAGUGUGCGACAUGUGUGCGACGUGCGCCAUCUUGAUGAUAUUGGUCGCUGGGUCGUACCAGUACCAUCGUACCAUUUACGACCGGGUGAUGGAAGAAAGCGAGUUUUCCGGGUACAGGAACAUGAUCAAGUACAACAGGAUAGUGACGCUGGAUUUGUUUUACUUGGGUGUGACUUUUUUCGCGCCGGAGAACCCAGCGUUCGAGAAGUACGACGGGACGGCCACUGGGGACCACGUAAUUUUGUACCACGUGGUCAACCAACCUUACACGUUGAAGGAGUUGGUGAAGAAUGGGUCUGGACCCAUUGCGAGCGCCCAGGAAGAUAACCCACCGCUGUGGGUGAGCGUGGCGGAUGAUGGGUACUACCUCAACAACGCCAAAAUCGUACAAUAUAAAUCGGACUAUGUGGCGAACUGUAAAAGAGUGCAGAGUUUGAAGCAGGUACUACACGUUGUCGAUCGAGUGUUGGAUCCGAUGUUUCAAAUCCCUUUCGCUAACCCAUCGGCGCUGGAUUUUCUCCAAAACUACCAACACUGGAAGCUAGGGGGGCGAAAAGUGUCCCACUUCUACAAAAAGGUACUCUUCCACGAGAAACAAGAUCUGUUUCGGAAACCAGGUGAACACACUUUUUUUAUUCCCAUGGAUUAUAAAGGGUACGACCGUCGUCUAGAAGACGUGGAUGGGUAUCUGAUCGAAGGUCAUGUGGUACCCAAUCUGGUACUCUUCACCAGACCCGCACUGAAGAACUUCGUCUACGAAACGGCUUGCAACGGUGACUACAUCUACAUAGUAGUGACUUUAUUGUCACAAAAGAACAAACUCUUCGUCAAAAGCUACACAGUUCUUGGAGAUAGUGACCACCAGAAGGGGGAAGUUUUUGCCGAAAUAGUCAAAGCUAACAUUCCUGUGACCAAUGGUGUUGUUCACUUGAUUUCACGACCUUUGGCUGUGGUCGACAAAGCCCUUCGCCCUUUCCCUUAUCUUUCCGUCUUGUACAAAAUCACCGCUGACCCUUCCCUUAACACUACUUUCCAUAUUGGCGAGAAAGGGCGGAUUAACAAAAUCCUGAAACGCGAGAAAGGUCUCUUCACGUACUUCGCCCCCAGAGACCGCUCCUGGCCCGAGUACCUCGGGUACUCCGACGACGAACUCAUGGACAUCCUCUCGAGACACUUGGUGGUCUCCAGCGGCCGCCACACCAUGGCGAGUCUCGCCGCCUCCAGCGCCAGGAACAACGGUACCACCUUGGAGACCCUCGCCGGAAACCUCAAACUCCAGAUUCUUCAUACUAAUAACACCUUCUUCGUCGUGUACGGCCACACACCCAUCCGGGUCUCCCGCGCCGACUACGAGUGCAGCGACGGGAUCGUGCACCUCAUUGACGGCGUCUUCGCCGCCCCCAAGCCGCCCGCGAGUACCCCGGCGCCGCCCAAAACCUCGUUUUGGAGAACGUUGAAGAACAUAGUCACGUGAACGCCGCCGCCGUUUGGUCACCAAAAACUAUUUUGUUGACGGAGGUGACGCGUUGUUCGCCUGAUUUAGUACCUCUUGAUGUAUUGUGUUCUUGUUAUUGGUUUGUGUAAGUGAUCAUUGUUGGUUCAGUUAUAAGUAAAGAUGUUAGGUGGGGGUGUGUUGAAAUCCCCACUUUUGACUUUUUUUUUUAAAUCAGUUUAUUUGGUGUUAGUUUUCGGAUAAUUUUGAAUUUUUUUGAAAUUCAUU